Nymphaea colorata (pocket water lily) is the source of this 1570-nucleotide messenger RNA. Its product is annotated as transcription factor bHLH121. Bases 239 to 1294 code for a protein of 351 amino acids. The transcript is spliced from 5 exons. The record is from RefSeq and is a predicted model, not a curated record. Gene Ontology annotation, biological process: intracellular iron ion homeostasis. Gene Ontology annotation, molecular function: DNA-binding transcription factor activity; protein dimerization activity. NCBI's taxonomy places the organism in Eukaryota, Viridiplantae, Streptophyta, Magnoliopsida, Nymphaeales, Nymphaeaceae.
CCGCGUGGAUAGCACGAGCCAGAAGGGAACGGGAUAAAAGGAGCGCCUGCGUUCGCCUCUUUUGUGCGUACUUUUCCCCUGCUCUGAGGUUUUCCGUAUCGGAGAGGGGAAGACGAUGGCGCUCCCAUUGGUGGGCACCGGGGGUACAUGCAGAAAAGUGGGUAGGGGUUAGGACUUUAAGGCAAGGGCUGAGGUUGUUACUGACUGGUGCUGGCGUCGUUGGUGGUCGUGGUGUUUGAUGGAGCCAGGGAAGCCGGACAGCUUCUGCCGAUCAGUUCAGGCAGACAGGCUGCCGGAAUUCCAGCAAUCUGCCGGCUCCCGCUUCCCGGCGAGCUAUCUGCAGCAAGCGAGUUCUGGUCCCUCUGAGUCAAGGUCAGAAGCAGAAGUACAAGAUGCAGUUGCAGCAAGGAAAGUUCAGAAAGCAGAUCGUGAGAAACUCAGGAGGGACCGGCUCAAUGAGCAGUUUGUGGAACUGGGAAAAGCGCUAGAUCCAGAUAGGCCUAAAAAUGACAAGGCAACCAUACUGAACGAUGCAAUCCAAAUGGUUAAGGACUUGACGGCUCAUGUAAACAGGCUAAAAGCCGAGUAUGCUUCUCUUUCAGAAGAAUCACGUGAAUUGACACAGGAAAAAAACGAGCUUAGAGAAGAGAAGUCUGCUUUGAAAAGUGAUAUCGAUAAUCUCCUAGUUCAGUACCAGCAAAGGGUCAGGGUUGUCUAUCCAUGGGCCACCAUGGAUCCUUCGAUGAUGAUGGGAGCUCCUCCAUAUUCCUAUCCAGUGCCUGUUCCUGUCCCUUCAGGGCCCAUACCCCUGCAUCCCUCUCUUCAGCCAUUUCCGUUCUUCAGGAACCAGAAUCCAGGCUCUGUUUCCAAUCCAUUCCCCGUUUUCCCACAGUAUUCCCCACCUGUGAGUUCAAGCGUUGAUCAUUCACUAGCACCAUAUGCUCCUAGUGUACAUCCACAAUCGACUAACAGAAACCAAACACCGAGCAAGCAGGAGUCCAGAAACAAGUCAUCAGAACGACAUGUUGAAAGUCUUGCUGAGAGAAGUUGCGCCUCUAAUGAUGUGGCGACUGAUCUGGAGCUGAAGACUCCAGGAUCUGCACUACCUUCGUCUUCUUGUGACCCCGGUCCUGAGCAGGGCAAGUUAGCUGAAGCAAGAAAAGGAAAAAGAUGCUUGUCACCGAGGAAAGGAGUAGGCGUUGCAGAGAGCUGUUCAAGCAAGUGUUCUUCGUCACGUUCUCGACAAGAUAGUUCCUCCAACAGUGUCGGAGAUGGAUCAAUUGCUAACGGGUAGAUAUUAACAUGCAUGGCAGAUCAUUGGUUUUAUGGACUAGUUUAAGCCCUAAGAUGAAAGCAACAACAGAAAAGCUGGAUUCCAGUUUGCCACCCCUGUCAUUGGUAAUUAGUUAACUAAUGCAGAUUCAUGCCUGAUAUGACAAAUGAGAUUCUCUCGCUGGUUGGCCCUGGAAAGAGUCAUGGUUGAAGUCCUUGUUCCGAACCAUGAGGACAAAUGUUUCCUCUUUUAAUUUUAUGGUUCUAUAAUAAGUUUCACAAGUAUUCUCACAAUAAA